AUGACAUAUAAAUUGUUCAAAUCUAAAAUCCCCCGAGGUUCAUCGGCGGCUCGUGGCAGUUCUGCUAAAAGUGGAGGAGGAGGAGGUGGUUGGUUUGGUGGAGGAAGUAAAUCAAGUUCUGGAAGUGGGCAUUAUUCUGGAAAAUCUGGUGGAUAUCAUGGGGGGAGUGGUGGUGGAUUUUAUCGAUCAAAUUACCGUGAAAAAGGACUUGGCUCCCGUUCUCGUUCGGAUAUGUUUAAGAAUAUGAUUAUUGGGGCUGCAGCGGGUUAUUUGACUUAUCAAGCAGGAAAAGCAAUUAUUCGAUCAAUGUCUGCUCCAAUGACAUGGAAUAAUCGGGAUUAUUAUUGGGGAAGUCAAUAUUAUCCUGGCGGGACGCAUCAUUCAGACCGUACAAUGUGUAGAAUGCCACUUGAACCAGAUGAUCCCAAAUUUGGAAAAGUUUACAAUCCUGACGGUUCUCAACCAAAAGAAAUUGUUUGGAGUUGUCCUUAUAAUGAGGAAUGUUGUGGUUAUGAAUGUUGCCCUGGACGUGGAAGCGGCGGCGGAUCUGGGUACGGAAGUCGUUAUUGGAAUUCGGGCCCCGGACUUGGUUUUGGAACAAUUAUCCUGAUACUUCUAUUACUUUGUUGCCUUGCUUGUAUUAUCAAGGCAGUUUAUGACAAACGCAAAAAUAACAUGGGAAAUGCAAAUUUACAAAAUAAUAAAGGGGAAUAUCAGAGGGCAAAUGUCAAUUAUAACGAAAAUGCACAGCCUCCAGGAGCCCCUCCUCCCUAUCCAGCUGCACCUGAAUAUCCAGUACAUAUUGGUUUUAAAUAUCCACCUGCAUAA
Molecule: messenger RNA, 828 nt
Organism: Meloidogyne enterolobii
Lineage: Eukaryota; Metazoa; Nematoda; Chromadorea; Rhabditida; Meloidogynidae
Source: the annotation of a GenBank genome assembly